This is a messenger RNA of Archocentrus centrarchus (flier cichlid), 1175 nucleotides long. RefSeq names its product iron-sulfur cluster assembly enzyme a (gene iscua). The coding region runs from base 211 to 708 and encodes 165 amino acids. Gene Ontology annotation, biological process: iron-sulfur cluster assembly. Lineage: Eukaryota; Metazoa; Chordata; Actinopteri; Cichliformes; Cichlidae. The transcript is spliced from 5 exons. The record is from RefSeq and is a predicted model, not a curated record. Gene Ontology annotation, molecular function: iron-sulfur cluster binding; iron ion binding.
CUGCCAUGUUGGAAAGGCUGUCUGCCUGGUAACAGCCUGCUAACAGCCAGCGGGAUGAUGAGAGGCGGAGCCCCGUCACUCGGCUCACAGUCUAACUACCGCUAGUAGGCGCUCCAUAGUUGUGUAGAACCUUUUCUCGUUUGUUUAUCAACAAAAAGCGCUCGUCAUUCCUCGUUCGCACUCGUUGAUUUCCGUAGUUGGUACGGGAACAUGGCGAGUAUGAGUUUACGAAGCUCUGGGUCUUUACUGUCGUUUUUCAGCAGGAGACUCUUUAAACCGGAGCUGAGCGCAGGCUGCUUGUAUCACAAAAAGGUUGUGGACCACUAUGAAAACCCAAGAAACGUGGGCACUCUGGACAAAAACUCCAGGAAUGUGGGGACUGGAUUGGUGGGUGCACCAGCCUGCGGUGAUGUUAUGAAACUUCAGAUCCAGGUGGAUGAAAAUGGAAAAAUCGUGGAUGCAAAAUUCAAAACAUUUGGCUGCGGAUCGGCCAUUGCUUCCAGCUCUCUAGCAACGGAGUGGGUGAAGGGGAAGUCGGUUGAAGAUGCUCUGAAGAUCAAGAACACAGACAUUGCCAAAGAACUCUGCCUUCCUCCAGUCAAGCUUCACUGCUCAAUGCUUGCAGAAGAUGCCAUAAAAGCAGCACUGUCAGAUUACCGGCUAAAGCAACAGGACAAGAAGGAGGAACGCAUUAAAGCCAGCAAUUAAUGUUUUUAUUAACUAUCUAUAAUAAUAGAGCUCACUGAAAUAUCCCGUUGUUGGAUAUUAUGUCUCUCCUAGCACCAGUGCAGUGCAGAUGGGUUACCGUAAUCACAUUACAUUGGAUCUUGCAUCCUUUGGGGAGUUCUCCACAGCUUUGGGAUCAGUCUCUUGCAUUUAAGCCAAGAUUCCCAUAUUGGUCAUGUGCCAGAUGUUAAUAGGGUUUAUGGGUUCUUUUGUUCUUCAUCAGAUAGUUGGAAUUAACAAUGAGCUCAUGGUGAAGCUUAACACUUUAAUACACAGAGCAGAGAUCAUGGGUGUGUAUAUUUUUUUUUGGAUUUGAGGCCCAAUCUUGCUCUCUUGUAUAAAAUCUCAGGUCCCACAUAUGAAAAUGUCAACAGUUAGUGCUCACAUACAAAAACAGUACAGAAAAUGGUAUGGUGCUUUGCUUACUGUGAAUAAACAGAUUAAAAUAC